Messenger RNA from Myxocyprinus asiaticus (Chinese sucker), 6837 nucleotides. Its product is annotated as phospholipid-transporting ATPase IA-like. Gene Ontology annotation, cellular component: plasma membrane. Gene Ontology annotation, biological process: phospholipid translocation. The coding region runs from base 581 to 4042 and encodes 1153 amino acids. Gene Ontology annotation, molecular function: ATPase-coupled intramembrane lipid carrier activity; ATP binding; ATP hydrolysis activity. The transcript is spliced from 37 exons. The record is from RefSeq and is a predicted model, not a curated record. Lineage: Eukaryota; Metazoa; Chordata; Actinopteri; Cypriniformes; Catostomidae.
GUAGCGCUCGCUCACAAUCACUGUUUUAAGCUCUUAUCGAUUCUUGCGUGAGCUGGAGAGACUUCCUAUUCAACUCCGCGCGCUGAUGCUGGAUACCGUUCUUCAGGGCGGAUCUAUUGCUGUUCAUCCACAGCACCAUGAAUACAAACACUAAAUAAAUGGUUACCGGUCACGGGAGUGGAGGGAAAGCUAUUUUGGUGACGGUCACCGGCGCUUGAAAUUCCUAGACGGGAAGACAUAGAAACGCAACGCGGAGUUUGAAGCGUUUAUUUGACAGGUGCAGCCCACUCGGACCGAUGCCGCCAGUUCAGAGAACUAUGUCGGAUCUCCGGUCCCGUGCUGAGGACAGUCCUAGUUUGUCUCAGUUCGGCCUCAAGGGAGCAGAGCGAGCAGGGAGAGGGAUUCUGAGUCUUAAUCAUUAUUCGUCGCCUUACCCUCGCUGGACUAGGAUGGAUGUGGGAGCUGGAUCUUUAUUCCAAUUUGCAUCCAUUUGCCUGUAGCAGCCAGUCCAGCUGUGGACUGUGUUCAUAAACACCAGUUGGUACUAUCUGCUUGUGGGCAUGUUAUCCACUGUGUGUCCAUGGAAGAGUUGAAUCCUUUUCUCAGCAAUGGUGUGUGGCUUCAUGAAUGCAUAUUAUACAGGUAUGAAAAGACAGAAGACACAUCAGAGAAGACCUCUCUGGCAGACCAAGAAAAUUCCAGACUAAUAUUCAUCAAUCAGCCACAGUUUACAAAGUUCUGCAGUAAUCGUGUCAGCACUGCAAAGUACAAUGUGCUUACGUUCCUGCCUCGGUUCUUGUACUCUCAAUUCAGAAGAGCGGCCAACUCCUUCUUCCUCUUCAUCGCACUGCUGCAGCAAAUCCCUGAUGUGUCACCGACGGGUCGAUGGACAACACUGGUGCCGUUAAUCUUCAUCCUGGUGGUGGCUGCAGUGAAGGAGGUUAUAGAGGACCUGAAACGUCACAAAGCUGAUAAUGUUGUCAACAAAAAAGAGACACAAGUGUUGAGAAACGGAGCUUGGGAGAUUGUACAUUGGGAGAAGGUGUCGGUAGGGGAGGUAGUCCGAGCAGCAAAUGGAGAUCACCUCCCGGCCGACCUCAUCUUACUGUCGUCCAGUGAACCUCAAGGAAUGUGCUACAUAGAAACCUCAAAUCUGGAUGGAGAAACAAAUCUGAAGAUCAGACAGGGUCUGCAGAUCACCGCAGACAUUAAGGACAUUGACAGUCUGAUGCGUCUCUCUGGACGGAUGGAAUGCGAGAGUCCAAACAGACAUCUGUAUGAAUUUGUGGGCAAUAUUCGCCUGGAUGGACACAGCACUGUACCGCUGGGUCCAGAUCAGAUCUUGUUGAGAGGAGCUCAACUCAGGAACACACAGUGGGUGCACGGUAUUGUGGUCUACACGGGGCAUGACACCAAACUCAUGCAGAACUCCACACGGCCUCCUCUGAAGCUGUCCAACGUGGAGCGCAUCACAAACUUUCAGAUCCUCCUGCUUUUUGGCUGUCUGUUGGCCAUCUCUUUUGUGUGUUCCAUUGGCCAGACCAUUUGGAAGUAUCAGUAUGGCAAUGACGCCUGGUACAUGGACCUCAACUAUGGUGGAGCGGCUAACUUUGGCCUGAACUUCCUUACCUUCAUCAUACUCUUCAACAACUUGAUCCCGAUCAGUCUUCUAGUGACUCUGGAGGUCAUCAAGUUCAUCCAAGCUUUCUUCAUCAACUGGGACACUGACAUGCUGUAUGAAGCCACCAAUACACCAGCUAUGGCUCGCACCUCAAACCUAAAUGAAGAACUUGGACAGGUGAAGUACAUCUUUUCGGACAAGACGGGCACCCUGACCUGCAACGUCAUGCAGUUUAAGAAAUGCACUGUUGCAGGCGUGGCCUACGGUCACAGCUCUCAAUCCACAGAGGAAUCUGGAUUUAAUGACCCCAGCUUACUGGAAAACCUCCAAAGCAAUCAUCCCACCGCUCCUGUCAUUAUGGAGUUCAUGACCAUGAUGGCAAUCUGUCACACUGCUGUUCCUGAACGAAUGGACGACAGGAUUACCUACCAAGCUGCAUCUCCAGAUGAAGGCGCUCUGGUACGGGCAGCACAUAACCUGGGUUUCGUGUUUUCUGGGAGAACUCCAGACUGUGUUAUUGUGGAGUCGCUUGAAAAGGAGGAGAAAUAUGAACUGCUGCAUGUUUUGGAAUUCACAAGUGCCAGAAAGAGGAUGUCAGUCAUCAUGCGCACUCCAUCAGGAAAGAUCCGCCUUUAUUGCAAAGGAGCUGACACCGUGAUCUAUGAGCGAUUAGCCGACAGCUCCAGAUACAAGGACAUAACCCUGAAACACCUGGAACAGUUUGCCACAGAGGGUCUGCGCACACUGUGUUUCGCUGUGACAGACAUAUCAGAAUCAUCAUACCAGCAGUGGCUGGAGGUACAUCAACAUGUCUCAACAUCUCUCCAGAACAGGGCACUCAAGUUGGAGGAAAGCUAUGAACUGAUUGAAAAGAACCUGCAGCUGCUGGGGGCCACAGCCAUUGAAGACAAACUGCAAGACAAGGUCCCAGAAACCAUUGAGACCCUCAUGAAGGCUGACAUUAAGAUCUGGAUCCUCACUGGAGACAAGCAGGAGACAGCUAUCAACAUAGGACACUCCUGCAAGCUGCUCACGAAGAACAUGGGCCUGCUAGUGAUAAACGAGGACACCCUGGAUGGUACCAGAGAAACACUUAGCCAUCUCUGUAGCUUGCUGGGAGAUGCUUCGCACAAGGAAAAUGAAUUUGCUCUCAUUAUUGAUGGAAAGACGCUGAAGUACGCCCUCACUUUCGGUGCCUGCCAGUACUUCCUGGACUUGGCCCUUUCCUGCAAGGCUGUGAUAUGCUGCAGGGUUUCUCCUCUUCAGAAGUCUGAGGUGGUGGAGAUGGUGAAGAAACAGGUGAAAGUGAUAACUCUAGCCAUUGGAGAUGGAGCUAAUGAUGUGGGUAUGAUCCAGACCGCUCAUGUAGGUGUUGGCAUCUCUGGCAAUGAAGGACUGCAGGCUGCCAACUCAUCCGACUACUCCAUUGCACAGUUCAAGUACUUGAAGAAUCUUCUGCUGGUUCAUGGCGCCUGGAAUUACAACCGCGUGGCCAAGUGCAUCCUGUAUUGCUUCUACAAGAACAUUGUACUGUACAUUAUUGAGAUCUGGUUUGCGUUUGUGAACGGCUUCUCUGGUCAGAUUCUCUUUGAGCGCUGGUGCAUCGGCCUGUACAAUGUGAUCUUCACGGCUUUGCCUCCUCUGACUCUGGGCAUCUUUGAGCGUUCCUGCAGGAAAGAGAACAUGCUGAAAUACCCCGAGCUCUACAAAACCUCACAGAAUGCAAUGGGCUUCAACACCAAGGUCUUCUGGGCCCAUUGUCUGAAUGGCCUGUUUCACUCAGUCAUCCUUUUCUGGUUCCCUCUCAAGGCCUUCCAGCACGAUACCGUUUUUGGAAAUGGAAAGACACCAGACUAUCUCCUCUUAGGCAACAUGGUUUAUACAUUUGUGGUGAUCACGGUCUGUCUGAAGGCUGGGUUGGAGACGUCCUCCUGGACCAUGUUCAGUCACAUUGCCAUCUGGGGCAGCAUUGGAUUAUGGGUAGUCUUCUUUGGCAUCUACUCUUCUCUAUGGCCUCUGAUCCCUCUGGCUCCAGAUAUGUCAGGAGAGGCAGACAUGAUGUUCAGUUCAGGAGUGUUCUGGAUGGGCCUGAUCUUCAUUCCCAUCACAUCUCUGGUGUUUGAUGUGGCCUACAAAGUCAUGAAAAGGGUGUGCUUUAAGACCCUGGUGGAUGAGGUGCAGGAGCUGGAGGCGCUGUCCAAAGACCCAGGAGCCGUGGUGCAUGGGAAGAGUUUGACCGAGAGAGCCCAGCUCCUGAAGAACGUCUUUAAGAAGAGUACCGUCAGUCCGUACCGGUCUGAAUCCAUGCAGCAGAAUCUACUCCAUGGCUACGCGUUCUCUCAGGAUGAGAACGGAGUGCUCUCCCAGUCUGAGGUCAUCAGAGUCUAUGACACCACCAAGCAGCGGACCAAUGAGUGGUGAGAUUCAGCCUGCUGAGCCCCGCCCCCUCUCAAUGGUCACUCUACUUUUUAAAGGCUGACAGAGAGCUGAAGCCUGUCAGUUUAACUUUGGCCAGCCUAGGGCUCACCCUGGUCAAUAACGGAUAUGAAAAACACGAAGCAGUGUGAGAGGGAAUUGUCCUAUUCUUUGAAAGGAAAAAAAUAAUAAGUUCUGCUCUGCUGUAGUUGUGCAUUCAACAGCAGACACAAGCACUGUGCUCGCAUAUUUUAGCCCAGUCUACGGUCAGUAUGGUUUGUGAUCUAUCAAAUGGAGGAGAACAGCAUGAAAAACUGACUCCUCUUUCCUCUGCCAUUCCUUCGGCUCGGAGUGUUACAGACAAAUAUGUGGUGAUGAUGAAGAUGGUGAUAAAGGUGUUGAGAAAUAUUUGUUAUAAUGGUCUUUGACUGUGACUUUGUUAUCAUUAAUGGCACAUAAAACUCCUCUGUUGGUCAGAAUGCUCCCUUUUGUUGUUACUGUGUUGUAGUUUUAUUUGCCACAGAAGCUAGAUCCGAAUCCCAGAUCACCAGUGAAAAUUUCAAGUUCCAAAGAGCCUUAUGAAUGCAGUCUCUAUUUUAAAAAAAAAAAGUUUUAAAUAAGUGUUAUAAACAGGUCAUUUAUACACUCCUGAAAUGCACUCUGCACUAAUUUGACUACUUCACACCUAUUGUUUUUUCCAUGUAAAAUUUAAUGUAUCAAGGCCUUACAUUUGUUGUUGCCUUCAGCCAAAACUGGGUGUUUUAGUUUUGUUUUUAUUUUGUUUUUUGUGGGGGGUGUUUUGUUUUAUAUUUUGUUUGGUUUCUUGUUUUUUGCUUUUUUUUGUGUGUGUGUUUUGUUUUAUGUUUUGUUUUAGUUUUGUUUUGUUUGGGGGGGGGGGGUUUCUUCGCUUUUUUGGGUUUUAUGUUUUGUUUUUAGAUUUAUUGAUCAAAAUCAGUUUAUUGCUUUGGUUUGUGUUGUUUUAGUUUUUUAGUUUUUUUUUUAAUGAUUUGUUUAUUGAUCAAAAUCAGUUUAUUGUGCCUGGUUCUUUCAGAUCCUUUGCAGCUCACUGAUAUUUUUCACUUUAUGCAAUUUGGCAACAUUUCAAAUGCAUUCUUGAACAAGUUCCUGCAUUCCACAUCUUACACGGCUGCAAUGAUUACAAAGGUGCCUAAUAGGAACUUUUUUUUCUCCCUUUAGAGAUAGUGUUUCAGAGAGACUAGCUAGGCAGUGUUAUGGCAUGCUCACACUUUAGACCAAAAUAAUGAUGUUGUUCAUCACGUAUCAGGCUGUUACAAGAGUGUAAUGCCAGAUUUUUAAGCCACACAUUGAACCUUGGCCCCUUUUGUGUGUUCAGCUCAUCCUAAGGGGCUCGUAUGAAGGUAUUUUACCGUAGAUGAUCACAGCAACUUUUAUUUGACUUUAGUAAUUCCCUAAGAACAGAGUGUAAAUCCUUCAAACAUAAGUGCCAUUAGCAUAGGGGAAGAGCAGAGGGUUUCGCCACACCCACACACAUGAUCGAUACAACUUUGUCUCAAUAGUUAUUAUGUGAAUUUGUAUUUUUAUAUUAAACCAAGUGUGAUUUUUGGAUUGAUCUGCUUUGUAAUGAAAACGUUGUCCCUCUUAUUUGUGGUUCCUCUUCAAAAACUGGUCAUGGUUCAUGAGCUUACUUUGCCUUUGCCUCUUAUUAAUGCUUCUUUUUUGAUGGUGGAGUUUGUGCGUUGGUUCUCUUCUCCCCGUGGGAGAGCACAUUUUGUAUAGUGCGUCUGUGCAAUGUGUGUUGUCCGCAUGUGCAUGUGAGCUAAGUUUUGAAUGCGUUGAUGUAUGCGUGACCGUGUACGUUUGUGUUUGUAAUCCUGUCAGUAUGCAUGUCUGUUUAAUUAUUCUAAAACUUUCUCAUGGUGAAUCACUAUUUGCCAGUGAGACAGCUUACUCGAAUGAAAUUCCUGAAUAUUUUGAGGAUGUGUGGGUGUCCUUGUUUUCCGAUUGUCUGAAGCAGCUUGAUUCUUUCGUCUGCACGACUCCAGGUAUACUAAUGGUGAGCUAUAUGCUGAUGCAUGGCCCUGUACAUAAGCAGGUCUGUGCAGAUGUAAGUGUGUGAGCGCAUGUGUGUCAUCUGUUUCUGUCCCUCAGUCCCGUCUUGGCUGGGAAUUUCAGUGCAUAUGAGGCUCUGACAGAGAUGUUACAGAAGGCACUCUUUUAUCUUUUUACAUAUGUGAUGAAAAUGAUCUUAUCUAGUUAAUAUCAGUUGCAGUAUUAUUUAUCUUAAUACAUUUACAUGUUUGUAAUUUAGUUUUAAACCUCAGUGUAACUCAAGCCGAAAACGUCAUCUUAUUUUUUAUUUCUACAACAAGAAUAGUACAUUUAUAGCUAUUGUGCAUUGUUUUGUGCUUUGAAUUGGUUCUCUUGUUCUGUCAUCUCACUGAUUCAAACACUGGAUAUUUGGCCCUCUGAUGUGACUCCAGGUAAAAUGUGACAUUGGUUAAAGGACUGUUGGACUGUUGCUUUCUAAACUUUUGUCUGUCAAAGUGACUAAUUGCAUGAAUGGAAAAGUCGCUUCUUGGUUAAGCCUAAAUGUUAUUUGUGCUCUGAUUCUCCCACUGGUGUUGGUCACUUUAAAGAAUGAAAAUGCACUUAUGUUGUUUUGAAUUCUCUAUUAGGUGUUUUAUUUUGCUUUGAGAUCUUUUGUUUGUCUUUUUGUUCAGUGAUUGUUUAGCAUGUCGGAACUGCAAACUUUUAAGUAUUUUGUCUUUUAACUGCCAUUAAUGACUACUGAAAUAAACUUUACAACUUCAACAUGGAAA